This is a messenger RNA of Sphenostylis stenocarpa, 774 nucleotides long. The record is from the annotation of a GenBank genome assembly. Lineage: Eukaryota; Viridiplantae; Streptophyta; Magnoliopsida; Fabales; Fabaceae.
AUGGGGCAAGUUGAUGUAGCAAGGACCUUGCUGAACAAAAUUCCCAGUCCCAAUACUGUGCUCUAUAAUACAUUAAUCAAUGGAUAUGUUGCUAGUGGAAGGUUUGAAGAAGCGAAGGAUCUUCUGUACAACAACAUGGUGGUAGCAAAAGGCUUCGAGCCCAAUGUGAUCACGUACACCAUAUUGAUAAAUGGUUUCUGCAAGCAAGGCAGAUUAGAGGAAGUGGCUGAAAUUAUGAAUAGCAUGUCGGCCAAGGGUCCGAGUCUCACUACGAGUGGGGUACAUUUGCUUGAUCCGUGCACUCUGUCCAAAGAUGGGAAGAUUGAAGAGGCUUUACAACUGUUUCGCGAAAUGUCAAGCAAAGGAUUAACAUACAAUACGUUGAUCAAUGCAUUUCUUAUGAGAGAUUCAGUUCAUCAAGCAUUUAAGCUUGUCGAUGAAAUGCUAUUUAGAGGGUGUCCUCUAGACAAUAUUACAUAUAAUGGACUUAUUAAAGUUCUCUGUAAAACUGGUGCAGUUGAAAAAGGAUUGGGAUUGUUUGAAGAAAUGCUUGGGAAAGGGAUUUUUCCAACCAUUAUCACUUGCAAUAUUCUGAUCAGUGCCUUGUGCAAAAUUGAGAAAGUAAAUGACGCACUAAAAUUUCUUGGGUCACCACUGAAGCAAGAUGGAUCGUUUUCAAGAAGCACUGAACAACUUGGAGGUUAUGAAUUUUGGGAGCUUGCAGUCCUCUUAAAAAAGAAGUCUAUGAAGAAAAUAACUGAAUUCAAUAUCUAA